GGAUCUAGCACUGGGUAUCUGCAGACCUGGCUCUUCUCUGCCUUUACCUCCCAACUUCUCAGAUGGUUGCUGUGGGCCGCUGCCUCUCCUUGCUGCUCCUGUCCACAUGUGUGGCUCUGCUGCUGCAGCCACCACUGGGUGCCCAUGGGGUCCCUCUGGAGCCAGUGUAUCCUGGAGACAAUGCCACGCCAGAGCAGAUGGCUCACUACGCGGCUGAGCUCCGCAGAUACAUCAACAUGCUGACCAGGCCAAGGUAUGGGAAGAGAGACAAAGGAGGCACGGUGGACUUCUUGGAGUGGGGACCACCCCGCACAGCUGGCCCCAGGGAGCUCGGCCCCAUGGACUUCUAAAUCUGCUUCCUUCUUCUGGCACCAAGUCAUCACCAGCCCAACUCUGCCUUCCACACCUUUGGCUCUGGCUCUCUGCUGCCACGCUGGCUAAAUAAAGCAAAUCAAAUAAAAGCCCUUCUCUGCGUGUGUCUUUGUGGA
Erinaceus europaeus (western European hedgehog) is the source of this 488-nucleotide messenger RNA. It is a transcript of the gene PPY, whose product is annotated as pancreatic polypeptide. The coding region runs from base 63 to 350 and encodes 95 amino acids. The transcript is spliced from 3 exons. NCBI's taxonomy places the organism in Eukaryota, Metazoa, Chordata, Mammalia, Eulipotyphla, Erinaceidae. The record is from RefSeq and is a predicted model, not a curated record. Gene Ontology annotation, cellular component: extracellular region. Gene Ontology annotation, biological process: feeding behavior; neuropeptide signaling pathway. Gene Ontology annotation, molecular function: neuropeptide hormone activity; neuropeptide Y receptor binding.